UGUACUCCGUGUGUUGACCAUGAAAAUUCUCUUUCUUUCCCUCUAUUUGUGAAGUUUGCUUCUGUGCAUUUCACAGCUGCGUUUCAAUUGUUCUACGAGGCUGCUGAAUUGGGACACGUUGCUGCACGUGAAUGGGUGGCUAUGGGCACACUGAUGGGUUGGGGAUUUUACCAAUCCCUACCGAAGGCGCAUUCUGAUUUCGUUCAGUUAGCGCAAGAGGGCAAUCCGCGCGGUCAGUUUGGACUUGGUUUUAUGCACGCAAACGGCUUGUUUGUAAAUGCUAGUGUGCCACACGCCUUGGUUUAUUUGACUUUCAGUGCUCUCGGUGGUGAUGAAUUGGCGGAAAUGACAAUGGGUUAUCGUCAUUGGACCGGUCUAGGCGUCCAAGAGAGUUGUGAAUCCGCAUUGACGUACUACUAUCGAGUGGCAAAGAAAGUAGCUAAAGAGGUUUCGGAUCGUGCUCAAGCUGGUGGACCGACGGUGCUGGGCCCAAUGGUUCGCCGCGUUCGCCUUCUUGAUGAAGCUGAUUCACACGGUGGUCUUUUCGGUCUGUUCGGUGGAGGGUUUAUGGCGGAUAAAAAGAACGACAGUGCCCAGGUUGGGCUUGGCCAAUUAUACUAUCAUGGCAGACAUGGAGUUGAAAGAGACUAUCAGAAAGCAUUCUACUACUUCACUUUGGCGGCAGAAAAUGGGAAUGCGUUAGCAAAGGCGUAUCUGGGUGAGGUAAGGAAAACGUUUAUCCGGUUACGGUGUCUCAAAUUCCCGCACAUUCAAAAUAUCUUUUAUAUCAAUUCUUGCAUGAAUACAUAUCACCUCUUGACUAAUCCUCAACAAAACGUGCUGAAAGAGCCCGACUCGAAACAACUGUUAGAGUUCAGUCCAAAAAAACUGAGGUUCGACGCGCAUAUAUAUGAGGUAAAUCAGGUAUACGAGGACGGUACGGUGACACAUCAAUCAGAUUGCGUCCUUGGCAUUCCGACUGAUCGAUCGGACAACUACUGUCUGAUUCGAACUUCAGUUAUCCAGUCCGGACUCAACCUCCCUGAUGCAUCACGAGCGUUUGCACCUCGUCUCCUCUACUCAUCUUCUGUCCAAAAGCGCCGAUUCCAUUCACUUUCUCCGAUGAUGCCACUCUCUCGUUCUCUCUCUUACUCCACAACCCACAGGGCCAAGAUCGCACUGUCAUUAGUGCAUCUUUUGCCUCCAAUCUCAGACUUGUCUCUGCAUGGGGUUCGACCAAAGUCGUUUACCUAUUCCACGUCAUGCGCCGCAUUGUACUUCCUUUUGUACAAAGUUUAA
This is a messenger RNA of Echinostoma caproni, 1299 nucleotides long. NCBI's taxonomy places the organism in Eukaryota, Metazoa, Platyhelminthes, Trematoda, Plagiorchiida, Echinostomatidae. The record is from the annotation of a GenBank genome assembly.